Platichthys flesus (European flounder) is the source of this 1217-nucleotide messenger RNA. Its product is annotated as ecto-ADP-ribosyltransferase 5-like. Gene Ontology annotation, molecular function: NAD+ poly-ADP-ribosyltransferase activity; NAD+-protein-arginine ADP-ribosyltransferase activity. The record is from RefSeq and is a predicted model, not a curated record. Bases 16 to 879 code for a protein of 287 amino acids. The transcript is spliced from 2 exons. Lineage: Eukaryota; Metazoa; Chordata; Actinopteri; Pleuronectiformes; Pleuronectidae.
CUUUUUCUGACCACAAUGAUGAAGGGUAACAUGCUGAUAUUUGCGUCACUGUGUGGGCUGCUUUGCUGGAACCAUGCAGACUCCAUGACGAUCCAUUUCAAGUCUUUAUCGAUGGAGGCCAACCAGCGCCGUGAUAACAUCAUUCUAAAGGAGGUUGACCAAAGCAGUAACAUCCCAUUGAACCUGGUUGAAGAGUCGGUUGAUGACAUGUACUUUGGCUGCAAUGAACAAAUGACGACAAUGGUCAAGAAAAAAUAUGAUGAUGAAAAGAACGUCAACAAAAGAAUUGAAAAUGCCUGGAAUAAGGCAGAAAAGUGUGCAGAAGAGAGAAUGGCCCGUCUGGAGGAUAAGGGUUUAACCAAAGAUCACCUGCGUGCCAUCUGUGUUUACACAUAUGAUACGAUUUACUCAGAGUUCAAUAAGGCUGUCCUCACCCAAAGGAAAAACUAUGGAUUCUCUUUCCAGUUCCAUUAUUUACAUUUCAUGCUGACAUCUGCUGUACAGAUUCUGAAUAACAAAUACCAGUGCUACACUACUUAUAGACGAACCUCAGUAAAAUUUACUGGUCAAAUCAACCAUUUGAUUAGAUUUGGGUCCUUUGCCUCUAGCUCCUACCAUAACUCCCUGGAUAAAUUUGGUACUGAAACCUGCUUCAAAAUCCAGACCUGUUCAGGUGCAUUUUUGAAACAUUAUACAUAUUAUAAUUCUGAAGAUGAAUUAGAGGUGCUCAUCCCUCCUUAUGAGAUGUUCAACAUAACUGAGAUAGUUAAAGAUAAUAAUAAGAUACGAAAUAUGGGUCUAACGUCAUGCAAGGUUGUGUACGUCUUGAAGAGCAGAGGGGUUAAGAGCAAUCUGAACUGCAAACUGGUGAUUUUUUGACUGAGAAAUGAAACUGUUUUUCAUGCUCACAAUAUAUUCAGAUAUUACACUGUGCAGCUUUGCCCUAAUAUUGCCCCUUUGUAUUUUAGACAGUCAUUGGUACCUUUAAUAACUUCACCGUGAAAGAACUUCUUAUUUUCUCACCUGGACGGAUGAAAAGAAUAUCAACAUGUUCCAGAUCAUCUUUUGUGACGUUAAGGAGGAAGUAGAAAGAAAAAGGGAAACGAAUGUUUGAAUGUUUAAACCAUUGCUUAGGUUUAGGAUUUCUUUCUUAACUUUGAAAAGCUUUGUUUUUCUGCCUUCUGAAAGCACACAUCAAUAAAAGUUUCUUAACAUCC